AUGGCUAAUCCAGAAUAGUAAUUCUUACGCAGCGACUAUCUCUUCAAGCUUUUACUCAUUGGCGAUUCCGGUGUCGGGAAAUCUUCGAUAUUGUUAAGAUUUGCUGACAAUACAUAUGCUGAAAGCUUUAUUGCCACCAUCGGAGUUGAUUUCGUAAGUUCUAUCUAGAAAAUCAAAACAGUAGAAGUCGAAAACAAAGUCAUAAAACUCCAGAUUUGGGAUACAGCAGGACAAGAAAAAUUCAGAACAAUUACGUCUUCUUAUUAUAGAGGAGCUCACGGCAUCAUUGUGGUUUAUGAUGUCACGAACCGAGACUCUUUCAACAAUGUGAAGAACUGGAUGAACGAAAUAACAAGGUAUGCUAGUGAAAAUGUAAACCGAUUGCUUGUGGGAAAUAAAAGCGAUAUGGAAGGCAAGAAAGCUGUUACUUAUGAUGAAGGAAAAGAACUUGCUGAUUCAUUCGGAAUUCCAUUUAUCGAGACUUCAGCCAAAACUUCUGUGAAUGUCGAGCAAAGUUUCUUAAGGAUGGCCGGAGAAAUCAAAGGGAGAGUUGCAGCGACUGCAACAAAAUCAAAUCCUCAGCCAAAAGGGCAAAGACUAGCCACCGGGAAGAGCUUAACGCCUAAGAAAACAGGGUGUUGCUAG
Molecule: messenger RNA, 645 nt
Organism: Blepharisma stoltei
Lineage: Eukaryota; Ciliophora; Heterotrichea; Heterotrichida; Blepharismidae
Source: the annotation of a GenBank genome assembly